ACGAGAUACUGGAUUGCGGGAUGGAGUAGUAUCAAUGGUCCCCGGAUUGGCAGAGGCCGUGUUCCAAAUUACAGGGCAUCAAACACGCAACAGUCCUUCCGGGGUCCUGGGGCAGCAGUGGCCAGGUCUGCGAAGCUCCAUCCAGAGGAAGGCGUCUCCUGGUCGUGAUUCAAGGUGUGUAUUCCUCAGAGGAAAACUAAGUCUCGUUGAGCACAUUAACCUUCUCCCCAGGACGUGUCACUAUCUCACCUGCAAUCCACAAUGAAGCCUCCCGUCUUCUAUCUCAUCAGUGGCCUCUGGCCUCUCUUGCUACCUCCGGUGGUGCUCUCAGUACUUGCUCAUGUCGCGAAGGACCAGACGGGGUUUGCUUUGCCCACACCCGUCGUCGUUAUCCUCUGCAUCCUGAGUAUUCCCGCAACUUUCGUCACGGUGAACUUCAUCGUUAUGCGCGCUCAGAUGCAGAGGGCAGCGAAGCUCGGUUCAGCCCUUCCGCCUCAAUGGGAAGGAAAGUGGAUCGGAAACCUCGACGUGCUCAUUCGCUUCCUCAAAGCGUGGAAGGAGGGCUACAUAGGCGAUCGCCAUCUCGACGGAGUCACGAAGCUCGGUUCUGUCCUUGGACAUCGCUUCAUGGGCGAUUACGCGACAUUCACGACGGAGCCCGAACACAUCAAGAUCAUCCUUGCGACGGACUUCAAUAACUACAUCAAGGGCAAACGAUUCCGAGUCGCUAUGGAGUCUGUCUUAGGUUCCGGCGUCUUCAAUUCCGACGGAGACAUGUGGAAGUUCCACCGCGGAAUGACUCGACCUUUCUUUGCGCGCGACCGCAUCAGUCACUUCGCGAUAUUUGACAGGCACGCAGAGGACCUCGUCGCUAAGCUGAAGGAACGCCUGCGCGGUGGGUACCCUGUGGACUUCCAGGACGCCAUCUCGCGCUUCACCCUGGACUCCGCCACGGAGUUCCUCUUUGGCGCCUGCGUGAACUCGCUCUCCGCCGGCCUGCCGUACCCGGGCGACGCGUAUGCCGGGCACGCAAAGGCGUCCGACGACCCCGCGGAGAAGUUCGCGCGGGCGUUCGCGGAGGCGCAGUACGUCGUCGCGGGGCGCAGCAACACCGGCGAUGCCUGGCCGAUGUUCGAGCUCGCGGGCGACAGGUCGAAGAGGCCGAUGGCGGUCGUGAAUGCGUUCAUCGAGCCUGUGGUGAACAGGGUGCUUGCAAAACAUCAGCAGAUGAAGGCGGAGCGUGAGGCGGCCAGUCAUAGCAGCAAGGAGGAGAUCGAAGACCACGAUACUCUCCUGGACUACUUGGUCCGGCAGACAUCCGACGUCUCUGUCUUGAAGGAUGAGACUCUGAACAUGUUGGUAGCUGGACGUGACACGACUGCUGGUCUCUUGACCUUCACCGCGUAUUUCCUCGCGAUGUAUCCGAACGUCAUGGCUCGUCUGCGUGAAGAGGUGCUUUUGACGGUAGGUCCCUCCGCACAGCCGACAUUCGACAACAUCAAGAAUAUGAAGUACUUGCGUGCUGUGUUGAACGAGACUCUCAGGUUGUAUCCGUUGGUACCUUGGAACGUCCGGGAAUCGGUGCACGACACGACCUGGCCCUCUCCGCAUCCCGACGGUAAACCGAUAUUCAUCCCCGGUGGUACGAGUGUAAUCUACUCUGUGUUCAUGAUGCAGCGACGCAAGGAUCUGUGGGGGCCUGAUGCCGAGGAGUUCGAUCCGGAGCGAUUCCUCGACGAGCGUGUCAAGAAGUACUUGAUACCUAACCCGAUGAUCUUUGCUCCCUUCAAUGCCGGUCCCCGUAUCUGCCUUGGUCAACAGUUCGCGUACAACGAAGCGAGCUUCGUCUUGAUACGACUUCUCCAACAGUUCUCCGAAUUUCGCCUCGCAACAGAGUUCCAGCCGCGCGAGACCCAUCCGCCGGCUGACUGGGCCUCCUGUGAAGGUCGGAAGGGGAUUGAACAAAUCUUCCCUCGUAGCCACCUUACUGCAUACUCCUAUGGCGGUUUGUGGCUUACGAUGACUGAAGCAGACGAUUAGACUGCGGCGGGCGAAGGGCGGUGAUCGGCUCCUCUUUCUGGAUCGACUAGAAUCCAGUUGUUUUGCAGAGGAGAUGCGUCGUUGACAGAUGUAACAAUCAUAUAGUACUCAGGCAAUGUCACCCUCUCGAGCUAGUGUG
This is a messenger RNA of Fomitopsis serialis, 2179 nucleotides long. RefSeq names its product cytochrome P450. Lineage: Eukaryota; Fungi; Basidiomycota; Agaricomycetes; Polyporales; Fomitopsidaceae. Gene Ontology annotation, molecular function: heme binding; oxidoreductase activity, acting on paired donors, with incorporation or reduction of molecular oxygen; iron ion binding. Bases 262 to 2040 code for a protein of 592 amino acids. The record is from RefSeq and is a predicted model, not a curated record. The transcript has 15 exons.